AUGGAACAUAAUGUUGAAGUGAGAGUGAAUGGAACCAUUAAUCCCGUUGAUUUUGACUAUAAUUCGAAUUAUGAAGUUUGUUUUCACAAAGGCAUCGUACGUUCCAAAUUCUUGCAUGGCGUGUGGUAUAGCGAUAGCCCAUUCCACAGCUGGGAUUUUCCUAGGACCUUCAGUUAUUGGGCACAACGAGAAAAUCAAGAAUAUACUGUUCCCGCCUAUCCAAAACGAGGUCUUGCGGUUCAUGGCAUCAGCGUCUUCCAUAUAUUACAUCUUCAUCGUGGUAAUGAAAAUGGAGGCGGUGUCGAACCUGAAAAACGCCAUGAAGACCUGGAAAUUCGGAGUAAUACCCCUCCUGUCCAGUUUCUGGGUCAUGUUGGGCCUCUUCUUCUUCCUCGUUCCCGACGUGUCUUCCAACUGGACACCGCGCAACGCGUCCGCAUGUUGCUGUGCGUGACAACCUCAAUCAGCACUUUCCCCGUCAUGUCGGAAAACCUAGUCGAAUUGAACCUCUUAACUUCCGAGUUAGGCCAGGUUGCAAUGUCAGCAACCAUCCUCAACGAGAUUGCUCACUGGGCUUACAUGGCUAUAUCCACAGUCAUCGUCUUCAAGCUGAAGAACACAUUUGAGUUCUUGUUUUGUUGCAUUGCCUUUAUAUGUUUCUGCUUCUUCGCGAUAAAGCCAGCAAUGUUGAUGAUUGCUAGGAGGACUCCCGAUGGGAUGCCAUUAAGUCAGGGUUAUGUUGUUUCGAUACAAAUCGGGGUUUUGGUUAUGGCGGCCAUAAGUAGCCUGCUUGGCAUGUCUUUCACCACGGGUCCAUUUCUUGUGGGCUUGGUCAUGCCCCAUGGGUCCCAAUUAGCCACAACUAUAGUGGACAGGACCGAGUGCAUAAUGUCGAACUUCCUCGGCCCUUUGUUCUUCUGCCAUAUAGGAUUGAACAUAGAUGUUUAUGCCCUUCAAUCUUGGGGUAUGAUUUUGAAGAUUCAACUCAUCAUAAUUGCGGGCUUCCUCACCAAGUUCAUAACCUGCACGCUCAUCUCACUCUCCUAUAACAUCAGGCUCAAACACGGCAUUGUGCUUGGCCUCAUGUUGAAUUUCAAGGGCAUCAUUGACCUCAUCAUUUUCAGGAAAUUAAGGAGCCUCAAGAUAGUGGACGAUCAGCUUUUCGCUCACUGGGUGUUUUCUGUGAUAGGGGUCACUGCAAUUGUGUCCCCAUUGAUUGAAAUCCUGUAUAAACCUCUUACUAGACUAGAAACACUUUCGAGAUCACGAGCAUCGAAGACGAUAAGGACGAUACAGACCACCUCAAGAAACUCAGAGUUGCUCAUUGUGUCGUGCGUGCACAAGGAAGGAGAAGUACGAAGCAUCAUCGCCCUCUUGGAAUCCAUGAACCCAAAGAUUGAAAACCCCAUCUGCGUCUACGCCAUCCACCUCAUCGAGCUCUCAGGCCAGAGCACACCCAUGCUCCGUCGUGUAGACAUCAGCAAGAAAAAAUCCCUAACUCACCAUUCCACAGGCUACAUCAUGCGAGCCUUCGAUAACUAUGCCCGAAACUCCGAUGAGGGUUCCAUCACCCUGGUACCGUACAUGAACGUCGCCCCUUACAAGAGCAUGCACGAGGCCGUCUGCAACUUCGCCCAAGACAGAUCAGCGCCUCUCAUCAUCCUUCCUUUUCACCAAAACGAUCCAACCCACGUCGGAGACGUCGCGGUCGCCAUCCGCAAACUCAACAUGAACUUCCUCGAUCACGCGAAUUGCUCGGUGGGGAUACUAGUGGACCGGGAGUCUCAUCUGAGAGUGAGCUCCUCCGAGCACAUGUCACUCCACAUCGGAAUGUUCUUCGUGGGAGGACCUGAUGAUCGAGAAGCACUGGCGCUGGGCAUGAGAAUGGCGAGGCGAGAGAACUCGAGCCUCGUGGUGUACAGAUUUGUGAUGCAAAACCACGAGAAGGAGGAGUGGGAGGAAGAGGACGAGGAGGAUCGAAGGAUGGACGAGGACUUGAUAGACGAAUUCAGGGCGAUGAACUUCGGAAGAAGGGGGGUAGCGUACCAUGAGAUAGAGGUGGAAGGAACGGAGGUGUUCGAGAGGAUUCAGGAACUGGAAGGGGAGUACGACCUGGUGAUGGUGGGGAGGAAGCACAGGGUGGAGGUAGAUGGAUUGGAGGACGAGGAGGUGUUGUCGACGUUGUGGGAUAAUGCGGAUGUGUUGGGAGUGAUAGGGGAUAUGUUGGCGUCCACGGAGUUCUGCGAUGGGACGGUUCCAGUUUUGGUGACACAGUGUGGUGGAAGCAACCUUAAAAGCUUGGGCAGAAAGGCUUCUUCUGUGGCAGCAUCCCAUUCCAGUCUUGGUUCCACAUUUUGGUAG
This is a messenger RNA of Neltuma alba, 2361 nucleotides long. RefSeq names its product cation/H(+) antiporter 15-like. The record is from RefSeq and is a predicted model, not a curated record. The transcript has 3 exons. Gene Ontology annotation, cellular component: endomembrane system; membrane. Gene Ontology annotation, molecular function: antiporter activity. Bases 1 to 2361 code for a protein of 786 amino acids. Gene Ontology annotation, biological process: proton transmembrane transport; regulation of pH. NCBI's taxonomy places the organism in Eukaryota, Viridiplantae, Streptophyta, Magnoliopsida, Fabales, Fabaceae.